AUGAUGCACAAAAUGAUGGGCAUGGCUCUACUUGUUGUACUACCAACGUUUUGCCUAGGAUUCCUCGCUGAUGAUAUCUUCGAUCAGGCCCCCAAAACAGUUGACAAAGUAGACAUUGAAAAAUAUUUGGGAAGAUGGUACCAAACGUACAACAACAAGAACAUACAGGCCCGAUUUGCGAAAGAUGCCUUCUGUACCCACGCUGACUAUACGCUCGUGAAUGCUACCACGAUUACUGUGCGUAAUUCUAACCGUCAGAGGUCACCUACUGGACCCCUUGGUCAGAUUGAGGGUUUUGGCUACAAGUCUGAAAGCGAGGGAAAACUUUGGGUCAAGCUUGACAAUGGAAGAGUAAAUCCAUCACCAUUAUGGAUCUUAAAGCUUGGACCUGUCAUAAAUGGCCAGUACCAAUACUCUAUUUGCUCCGACCCACUCCGUUUUGCGCUGUUUGUCCUCACAAGAAACCCCAGCGAAUUCUACGAGAAAUACAAUGAUGAAGUUUUGGAGUUCUUGAAAGAGGAGGAAUUUACAAAUGAGGGAAACAAGCCACAGAGAACGUACCAGGGGGACGAUUGUCUCUAUGUCGAACCACAAGUGUAAAUGCGGAUAACUAGGGCUAACCUUUGUCAUAUUUAUUUAUUUAUUCACUAUUUUGUACUUCAGUAUAUGAUUUGUAAUAAGCUUCCACUGAUCUAAAUCCAUAUGGGACUAUGUUUUUUCAUCGGUUCGCCACUCAGACAUUGGUGAGAGAUGAUGGACAAACAGGUACGGUACAUGUACGUUACUGUGCUGCAAAUGACAAUUUGCCUCGUUUGAUUGAUCUGAAAGACUUGAUAUACAGUAAUGACCAAAAGCUUUCAUGGGAGAUGCUUCGAAAUAGUAUAAUAUACAGAAGUAAAAUCUAUAUCGGUAUCUACUUCAAUCUUAUACUUUUUCCAUACGUGAAAAUAAAGUCUGUUUAAAUGGGCCUUUUAAAAUCCGAAAAGCGCAUGGCAUUCUAAUAUAAGCCAGGAUAAUAAGGUUACAUCCUUGGUCGGGUAUUUCACUUCUUUCCAAUUGAAUUGAGUAAUAAAUAAAUUAAGUCCUUUGAAUGAAGGAUGAUAAGGUUACUAAAACGACUAUAUUUGGCUCAUA
Molecule: messenger RNA, 1134 nt
Organism: Owenia fusiformis
Lineage: Eukaryota; Metazoa; Annelida; Polychaeta; Sabellida; Oweniidae
Source: the annotation of a GenBank genome assembly